AAUUAUGUCAUGUUUUUAUUUUGCAGAGUUGAUGUAUUGGUCCUUGUCUCCUACCUGUACAAUGGCAGGGUCUUGAGGUAAACCAUGGUGUGGUUUAGGCGGCUCACACAUUUAUGUCCUUGAUGUCACUUCCUCUGAAAAUUAUGUAUUUAUACAUUUCAUCUUUGGGUAACACUGGUCUGUUUGUAGGCUGGCCUUCUGUCCCAAAUGAUUUAUCCGUGGAAAAAAGAUGACAAGAUUGUUACCCGAAUAGGCAUGUAGGCCUAUAGGUCCAAACUCGGUGUGCCAGAGUUAAUAAUUCACAAAUGUGCAGCACUAUUUAAAUUCGGGGCAAAACCAAUUGCCAAACACCUAAAUUGAGGGAAAACUCACUCUUUGCCAAAGCCACCAUCGAAUUAUCCGUGUCGAUUGUAUACAAAAUACCCUCAUAACGAAUCCCGGCCUUGGAUAUUAUACUUAUUUUACUUCCAAUAUGAGUUGCAGUGCUAACUUUUGCUGUUAAAAUGAGCUUUUAUUUCUACUUCUCAACACAAGCCGUCGUUUUGUUUGAGCAUUCCCCGAAGCCCACACCAAACUCGAAUUUAUCAGCAGGUGCACAAUUUUUUAAAACAGGUGCUUUAUAUUACAAACCCAAUUGGGGAAACGUCCAUUCAAAUUAUAGCCUAAAAGACUAAUUUAAUUAUUGUCGUAUCACUGCAACACGUGACUUUAAUAGGCCUAGAGAGCAAUGUUUCAGUUGGAUUUAGGGGAAAACUUUUUCUGACAACUCGAAAUUGAUUUAAACUACCCAUGGCACAUAGGCCUAUCAUUGAUGGGGCAUCAAGUGUCCUAUGUAUGCACUGUGAAAUGUCUAAUAUAUUUUUCAGUCAUUCAUGCAGCUAAAAACCAAUCGGUUCAAUAUGUUUGUUUUUUUUGUGCUGCAUUUUCUCCUCUCUAUCUUCGAGGAAAGACACAUGCUGCCCUAUUUGUGGGAUAAAUUAACAACCACUAAAAAUCAUGAGCUGGUGAAUAUCUUCAUCCGUAACCACAAACUUUCAGUGACAAUUUCCCGAUUUAUCAUAGUCCUGGCCAAAAAAACACUUUCAUUGGGGAUUCUCAAUUAAACGGGCUUUUGAAAAAUACUGCUAGGCAGCUGUGUUUGGGAAAUCGACCCUUUAAGGGCAGGGGCUAAGGUUUUUAGGCUAUGCCGGCACAGAUAAAUAGCCUACAACAUAUUGUCAUAGACUGUUUUUUUGUUUUAAUUGUAUACAUUUUUUUUUACAUUUACGCUAUUUGUCUCCGAGAUAUGCAUUGUCUGUGAGCUGUUUUUUAAAAAAUAAGACAAAGGGGAUAUAGGCUUACACAAGCCUAAUAAUAGGCAGAUCCUAUCAAAAACAGCAAAUUCUCAAGUUUACCAUUUUAUAAAUUCCACACAGAAUCCAAAUUUUCCUUUGUGUUGACAGUCCCCAUGUGGUUUUGACAGCAUGCAAAAACUGUAUUGUAAGAGGUGUGGCCAAACGCAUUUCUACAGUGGCUCUCCAAACUAACUCAACAAAAACAGCGUAGCCAUCUUGAAGCCCCAGAGCACAGGACCCAGAUGCAAUCCACCCGGGAAUUUCUCUAAAUGUUUGGUUCAAAUCCUGUCGCUACCCAUAAUUUCAUCAUCGAAUAUAUAGCAUAGAGUAAUUGGCUAGAAUAUGAACGCAAAUACGCGUCAUACAACGUCUACUAUCGAGUUGAUUUUCUCCCCACUAGCUCUUGUUAUUCGUUGUUGUUUCAGCCCGUACAUCCUCGGUAAUGUCAGUCGGGAGCCAUUUGUCCCGCCCUUUAUCGUCUGCAAACGACCAAUCACCGCACUUCGGAAUCCCUGUGGGGUGACGUUGCAUGUAUUCUGCGCAUGCGCGCGUCACUUUCGGCGCUCCAUAGCUCGGAGCAGUGUGAAGAUGGCGGCAGGCUCCGAUCUGCUAGACGAGGUUUUCUUUAACACUGAGGUGGACGAGAAAGUAGUUAGUGAUCUUGUGGGGUCUCUUGAGUCCGAGCUUUCGGGUCACAGGAACCCUGAGGCAAGGAGCCAGACAGUCGCUAAACACAUGGCCAGUUCCGGGACAGGGGUUAAUGCUAAUGUCCAGCAGAACAAACGGCGACUUGCUCAAGAGGUUGCAAAAGCAGGGGCUGGAGUGCAAGGGGGUGUCAUUAUUAGUAAUACGAUGUCCCAGGGUUCAGCUAUGGAUGCCUCAUUGGCUGAGUCGGACUCAUCGGUAGGACACAGUCAAGGCAAGACGGUUGCUGUCAGUGACAGUAUAAUAACUCCUCUCCCAAAUCACGGGGGAAAAGUAGCCUCUUCCGCAGCUCAAACUUUGAAUGGAGGCAGUAUAAUGAACUGUUACAAUUCAGGAAGCGCUGUCUCUCUUACUGGGACACCGCUGUCAAGGAGUUGCACGAGUAGCAGCAAUGCCUCGGUAGCUGUCACAGUUGUCAACAACGGGCCGGGGUUGUCAAAAGGACAUGCGAGUGCAGUAAUGCCACCUUCAUUGAACAGCACUAUCAUCCAGACAUCAUUCGUGAACUCUCAGAAUGUUGUCACCUCGUCUCACACUGCGAGUCUGGGCACUGAACCUGCCAUAUCACAUAUUGUGAGGCCAUCUAUGCAAACUGAGGGAUCGGGUACAGCGUUGAAUGGUCCUAAUGCGGGAUUGCCUUUCAAUGUCAAUGUAGCGGGUCAGCCCACUACAACUGCACCGGGCAUGGCCAUACAAACUCCACCAUUGAACAAUGGUCAGUCGCCCACCUCUGUGGCUGUCAGUGCGUGGUCGCACAUCAUCAAGGCAGAGACGCCCAAAUCAAUCAUACAGACUGCUCCUGGUGCUGUAACGAACCCGUCGUUCCAGAGCGCACCGAGGACUUCCACUCCGGUGACAGUGGCUGCCAGCCCGGGAGGGAUCCGAGCUAUCGCGCAACAGGUGUUGGCCCCUCGGCACCCCCAGACAUCCCCGAACCAGCCCAACGUUCAGAACAUCCAGCUUCCCCCAGGUAUGGUCCUGGUGCGCAGUGAGAGUGGGCAGCUGUUGAUGAUCCACCAGCAGACCCUGGCUCAGAUGCAGUCCCAGUCCCAAUCCCAGGGAGUCAUGGCCCCCCGCCCAGCCACCCCCACCAGCACUCCUCCUUUUCAGAUCACCUCAGUCCAGGCUCCUGGAACGCCCAUCCUCACCAGGCAGGUGACUCCCACCACUAUCAUCAAGCAGGGCCCACCUGUGCCAACCUCUGCUCCUGUCACCACCACACUCCAGAGGCCUCCUGUCCUACAGAGUCCCAUGAUUGUGGGAGGGGCUGCUGCAGGCACUUCUAUGGGGACAGUGCUACCAGGGGCCACCCAGAGGACCGUCACCAUGUCACCUGGGACCACUGUCACCUUGGCAACGGAGACGAUGGAUAAUGUGAAGAAAUGCAAGAACUUCCUGUCUACGUUAAUCAAGCUGGCGUCCAGCGGGAAGCAGUCCUCAGAGACUGCCGCCAACGUUAAAGACCUGGUCAAAGAUCUCCUGGAAGGGAAGAUUGAAGUUGAGGACUUCACCAACAGGUUAUACAGGGAGCUCAACUCCUCACCUCAGCCUUACCUCGUGCCUUUCCUCAAGAGGAGCCUUCCUGCCCUGCGGCAGCUCACCCCAGACUCGGCAGCCUUCAUCCAGCACAGUGGGCUCCAGCAGCAGGCCUCUGCCACCACCCCCACCACGGUGGUACUGGGCAGCCCAGCCCUGCGCCCCGCAGCCCCACCCAUCAGACCACACCUCCAGCCUGUCAUCAGCAAACAGGGGCAGACUACCCCAAUGGUGCUCCAGCCUCAGCAGCAGGGGGCAAUGGUAAGGCCUCUUCGGGUGACCCCCAUGGUUACCCUCAGAGGUCAGCCCCCCCACAGUCAUAUCAUGCUGGGACAGCCACAGGUGCAGCUCAGACAGCUACAGACAGUCCCUGUGGUGAAGCCUGGAGUGUUGACUGGAUCUAAGUUGUCUCCUAGUGCUGCCUCUCUGGCCACUGCAGCUCAGACGAACAAGCUGAAGGAAGCUGGGGGCACGUUCAGGGAUGACGAUGACAUCAAUGAUGUGGCGUCUAUGGCUGGGGUUAACCUGUCUGAGGAGAGUGCCCGUAUCCUGGCAACCAACUCCGAGCUGGUGGGAGCAGUGACACGGUCCUGUAAGGAUGAGGCCUUCCUCCAUACCUCCACACUGACCAGAAGAAUACUGGAAAUAGGUAAGAAGUUUGGUGUGAGUGAUCUGGGGCCGGAGGUAGUGAACUACGUGUCCCACGCCUCCCAGACCAGGUUACAGAACCUGUUGGAGAAAGUCUCUGAGGUGGCCCAGCUGAGGAACAUCAACUUCAAGGAGGACAGUCGGUACGAGCAGACGAGCGACAUGCGUGCCCAGCUCAAGUUCUUUGAGCAGCUGGAUCAGAUGGAGAAACAGAGGAAAGAGGAGCAGGAGAGAGAGAUUCUGAUGAAGGCAGCAAAGUCUCGUUCUCGUCAAGAAGACCCUGAGCAGCUGCGGUUGAAGCAGAAGGCCAAAGAGAUGCAGCAGCAGGAGCUGUUUCAGUUGAGACAGAAGGAAGCUAACCUGACGGCGCUGGCGGCCAUCGGCCCCAGGAAGAAGAGGAAAAUGGAGGCUGCAGCCGCUGCAGCUGGAGCUGAGGGCUCAGGGUCCAGUCCCGCUCCGUCUGGUAGUGGCAGUUCAGGAGCGUCCAGACAGUUUAUCCGCCAGCGCAUCACGCGUGUCAACCUCAGGGACCUGCUCUUCUGUCUGGAGAAUGAGAGAGACACCAGUCACUCCCAUCUCCUUUACAAAGGCUUCCUCAAAUAGACACCCAUAGAGACAGACCAGAGAGCUGUCACUCUAACCUCCACUACAGCAACUCCCUCAAAUAGGGCUGUACCCUAGAAUUGCAUAAAGAGGACAGUAAUACAACGAUGUCAAGAUUCUCCAGGCCACAGUGAAUGGCGCUAACUAAAGUGACUGGAACGUUUGUCUCCCUUGUAUACUCUGGUUCUCCUAUCGCUCUUCAUCUGGUUCUAGGCCCGACCGCUCCCUCUACACUCCUCCACCUUCCAUCAGAGCAAUCCUGGAACUCUCACAUUUUCUACUGUUUUAUUUUGUUUUUAUUGACUUUGUUUUAGAAUCCCCUUUUAAUGAAACUGUAAAUAAAUAAAUACACAUUAUUAUACAUUUUACUUGGAAGGCCGUUUUGUAGUGUGCAAAUGAACGAUUCUACAAAAUAGUCAAUUCAUUUUGUAAUUCUGUUUAUAUGAAACAAAUAUUUUAAAUAAUUAAUCAGCAGUGUUUCUAGCGAUUGUUAAGAACAUUAUCCUUAUUUUGUUAUAGGUAUUCUAUCGGCCUCUGAAUUAGUUUGAACACUUCUGAUUUCUUCUUGCCUUCCUAGCAAAGCAAUUCAUCUAGUGAUUCCUUCUGAAAUCUGAAGCAGUCGAUUUGUCUCUUUAGUUUGUCUAUGUUUGAGCUUAUCUUGAAUUCAAUGUCUUGUAUUUAUAUUUUGUAAUCAGAUCAAACACGUUUUUGUUUUCAGUCUCCGUUUGUGUUUUUGAGAUCACAUCUCUCCUGUGUUCUGCAUGGGUUAACGUGUGAAAAUCUGUAUUUUAGAGUAUAGUCUCUACAAUUGUGGUCUAAUGAUUUAAUCCUUUUUUAAUUGAAUUUUUUUGGUAAUUUAGGUAUUUGCAAUGAUUAAUUAUUGGAUUUCUACAAUAGUAAAAACUAUUUUAAAAUAUACAAACUCAAAGAACCCUUUGUCACCACAAAACAACUGUGCACAUGCAUGUAGGAAAGUUUCAUUGGUUUUUCAUUGGACUGCAUGUAUUCUUCUACCAUUUCUCAAAUAACUUAAUUAUUAUAAAUCAUUGCAUUAUUUUCUAGUCUAGCCCUAGACUUGAUGAUAUUCUGAGGUAUGAAUGUUGAUGUUAUGAUUUUUAAAGCUGUCCUAUCUGUUCAAUAAUCUGUGCUUCUGUUCUGAUGCCCCAUUGCACAGCCCUGGCUAGAGCGCUGUGGUAUAUUUUCCUGAUCACUUCGAUUUUAGAUGCAGAGUUUUCGGUACCUGUUACUUUCCAUAUUUGUCUCUUACAGAGAAAUCAAAGUAAUGGGGAUGUCAGAAGCAUUGCAUGUCUCCCUUAUUUCUUGUACAUUUUGCACAGACACUUGUUCAUAUGUAAAUAUUUUACCUAAAGUUUUUUUAACUGCAUUGGUUUUGUAUAGGAUUGAAAGAGAAUAAACUCCUUCAAUAAAAGUGAAAGUCCUGUUUUGCCAUCA
Coregonus clupeaformis (lake whitefish) is the source of this 6278-nucleotide messenger RNA. RefSeq names its product transcription initiation factor TFIID subunit 4. The record is from RefSeq and is a predicted model, not a curated record. Lineage: Eukaryota; Metazoa; Chordata; Actinopteri; Salmoniformes; Salmonidae. Gene Ontology annotation, molecular function: DNA binding; RNA polymerase II general transcription initiation factor activity; protein heterodimerization activity. The coding region runs from base 1677 to 4826 and encodes 1049 amino acids. Gene Ontology annotation, cellular component: transcription factor TFIID complex. Gene Ontology annotation, biological process: transcription initiation at RNA polymerase II promoter; DNA-templated transcription. The transcript has 16 exons.